This is a messenger RNA of Cicer arietinum (chickpea), 1816 nucleotides long. RefSeq names its product U11/U12 small nuclear ribonucleoprotein 59 kDa protein. The record is from RefSeq and is a predicted model, not a curated record. Gene Ontology annotation, cellular component: U12-type spliceosomal complex. Lineage: Eukaryota; Viridiplantae; Streptophyta; Magnoliopsida; Fabales; Fabaceae.
UUUUUGCAGUUAUUUUUGGUUUUGUUUCUGUUUUUCCACUCACUUCUGUCGUCUCUUACUAUUCUCACCCAAAACUCCAAAACCAUCCUCAAUUUGCCAUCACUCAAUACCACCGACCUUCCACCUCCGGCUACUCGGCACCGUCCUUCCUUCUUUCGUAAUCAUUUAGUUCUGGGAUACCUGAAAUACACUGUACAUAGCGCUAUCAAUGAACCCAGUUCCUUUUCAAUCUGCACUGCCGCCACAACCACUUCUUGAACCUAUGCAGUUUCCAACAUUACCAGCUGAACCACCGAAUUCGAGUUCCUUUUGGGAGAACAGAAAUGUGUGUGAUCGGCUCAGGGAAUUGCAAGAUACUCUCAAUCUUGCAAAGAGAAUGCAAAAGGAACUAGAACUGUUAAAGACGAUCAAAGAAAGUGAAGGGUCUUUAGAAGAUAUAACUGCUGGCUCAAACGAAACUUAUCUUUUUAGUUUUCUGAAGUGUGUAGAGGACAGAAGCGUUAGUGUAGAAAACCAAGAAGCAUUGGCUGUUGAAGCAGCAAAUUCUUUAAUGUUAAAACUAAGAGCUCAGCUGGAGCCAUUCAGAUAUGUUGCGGAUGAAGUGAGUCCAUGGGAAGAAAAAUCAGCGGUGGCUAGGUUUACUAAUAAAGUGCAUAAGUCUAAACGGAAUAAACUCCGGAGAAAGAAAAAAAGGAAGCAUACUGCGGAAAUGCUUGCAAAGGAGCGUGAUCAAUUUGACCAAAUUGACCGAGAAGCUGAUGAAUGGAGGGAUAGGGAAAUUGCCAAGGAAAUUGCAAGUAGCAAGGUCACAAAGAUGAAAGAAAUUGCUAAGCUUAAAGCCAAAGAAGAGAAGAAGAAACUAGAGUCUGAGCUUGAGUUGCUCUUGGUGGUGGAGAAACUUCAAGAAUUACGCUCCAUACGGAUACAAAAGAUGAAAAAACAAGGCCAUUUUCUCCCAGAGGAGGAUGACAAGUUUCUUGAGAGAGUUCAGGCUGCAGCGGAAGAAGAAGAGCGUGAAGCUUUGGCUGCAGCUGAAACAGAUGCUGCUAAAGAUGCAAUUGCAACUGCUGAGGAAUCCAGGAAAGCUAUUAAGAACCAAGAGAAACUUUCAAAAGGAAGUAAUACUGAAAGUGAAAUUAAGGAGAACAACGAGCAAAUAGUUCAUGGUGGAACAGAAGAGGGAUUUGUUGCAACUGAUGAGAAGAAACCUAGUGAAAUAGCAUCCGAAGGACAGAACUAUGGAGGAGCUUAUGAUCCUUUGGCAAAUUUGCCUAUUGAGUUUUAUCAUUAUUAUCAUGGAAGCAACAAUGACAUGGGCACAUUGAUCCAGGUUAGAAGAGAAUGGGAUGCCUAUAUCCAGCCUGGAGGAAGUCGCAUACCAGUGCGCUGGGUUCAGCCUCCUCCUCCAGCCAAUGAGAUAUGGGCAUCUUACUUGGUUAGGUCUAAAUGAUUAGCUUGUAAAACCAUCAUCAGUGCACAAAGAUUUCUUCUGAACAUGUUUUGAAGGUUUGAACGGUGUUCCUAGCAAGCCCAAGUUUGAAUGAUAUUCCUGCCAAGCCCGACACUAAUACAACGACAACAACUUUAUCCUACUAAGUAUGGUCGAUUUGGUUAGCUACAUGGAUCACCAUGUCAUAAUAUCCGAAACUCAUAAUCAUCAUGUCUUUUGAGGUUGACAAUCAUAAUUGUUGAAUGUGCUGGGUAAUGAAAGAAAAUACUUUUGGAAAAUUAUAACACUAGAGAUUUACAAUUAAAUGAGAGUUGUACAAGUCUUUUAUUUCUGCUUCAUAAUAAUAGUGAUUGAAGUGAUUUUAAA